Messenger RNA from Scophthalmus maximus (turbot), 5493 nucleotides. It is a transcript of the gene has2, whose product is annotated as hyaluronan synthase 2. The transcript is spliced from 4 exons. NCBI's taxonomy places the organism in Eukaryota, Metazoa, Chordata, Actinopteri, Pleuronectiformes, Scophthalmidae. Gene Ontology annotation, biological process: extracellular matrix assembly; hyaluronan biosynthetic process. The record is from RefSeq and is a predicted model, not a curated record. Gene Ontology annotation, molecular function: hyaluronan synthase activity. Bases 722 to 2380 code for a protein of 552 amino acids.
GCAGCAGCAGCCAUAAAGGAGACUCCACACACACACACACACACCCUCACACACACACACCCUCACACAGUCGUCUGGAAGGAAUUAGACAGCUGAAACAGCGGCAGAUAGACGUUUGGCCAUGUAGCUGCAGCGCUGUGUAACCUGGUUGCUUUGGGGGCAAACUAUAGAAAUAUACUUACAUGCCCUCCACAGAGCAAUAAUACUUCGAUUUGAUUUGACGAUAGAGUCGCUGUUGGAAACUUUUUUUUUUAUCAUUAUAAUUUGUAUUACCAUGAGAGACGCUGGCACAGGCGAUGACUUUUUUGUAACUUUCUAAAACUUUUCAGAAUGAAUCAAACUGCCAGAAGUCGCUGGAGGAGAAUAUUUAUCAUUUUCACCUAGCCUACUUCUUAUUUAUACUUUGUUCUUUUAAUAUAUCUAUAUGUGAAUGAUGCCCAAGUUGACUGACGCGAUGAGAUGCACGAGUUGUGGCUGCAGACACACUUAAAAAAAAACUAAGAGAGGACAAGUCACACAUUUAGGGGAACGUCCACGUUUUUUAUUUUUUUUUACUAUUAAUGAGGAUCAUUCUGUGCGGAUUCAUGAGACUCGCUACUCCACAAGUGUCCCUUGAAACUUUGUCAAGACUCUUCCUCCCCGUGGAGCGGCGGUGCCAGAGCUGCCGGAGCUGACCGCAUCCUCUCCGAAGGACGACCGACGGGACGACGGCCGCUUCAAGAUGAAGUGUCAAAGAAUCCUCACCUACCUGCGGGUAUUCGGGACCACCAUGUUCGGCCUGUCCCUCCUGGUGGGCAUCUCCACAGCCUACAUCAUGGGCUACCAGUUCUUCACCACAGCCGGCAACCACCUAUCGUUUGGGCUGUAUGGAGCCAUCUUGGUUGUCCACCUCAUUAUCCAGAGCAUCUUUGCGCUCCUAGAACACAGAAACAUGCGGCGCUCAUUAGAGACGCCGAUCAAACUGAAUAAAUCCCUGGCGUUGUGCAUCGCAGCGUACCAAGAGGAUCCAAACUACCUGAGGAAAUGCCUGGUGUCAGUGAAGAGGCUGACAUACCCAGGGAUCAAAGUGAUCAUGGUAAUCGACGGGAACUCAGACGAUGACUUUUACAUGAUGGAGAUUUUUAAAGAGGUGAUGGGAUGGGACAAAUCGGCUACCUACGUGUGGCGGAGUAACUUUCACAGCAGAGGGCCCGAGGAGACGGAUGAGAGCUACGCUGAGAGCCUUCAGCAGAUCUCCAAGGUGGUGCUGAGCAACAAGUGUCUGUGCAUCAUGCAGAAGUGGGGAGGGAAGAGAGAGGUCAUGUACACAGCCUUCAAAGCACUGGGAAGGAGCGUGGACUAUGUGCAGGUGUGUGACUCUGACACCAUGCUAGACCCAGCCUCAUCGGUGGAGAUGGUGAAGGUACUAGAAGAAGACCCAAUGGUUGGAGGUGUUGGAGGAGAUGUACAGAUCCUAAACAAAUAUGAGUCGUGGAUCUCCUUCUUGAGCAGUGUACGGUACUGGAUGGCCUUCAACAUUGAACGGGCUUGCCAAUCCUACUUUGGCUGCGUGCAGUGCAUCAGCGGGCCUUUAGGAAUGUACCGAAACUCGCUCUUGCACGAGUUCCUGGAGGACUGGUACAACCAGACUUUCAUGGGAUCCCACUGUAGUUUCGGGGAUGACCGCCAUCUCACCAACAGAGUUCUCAGCCUUGGGUAUGCCACCAAAUACACGGCACGAUCAAAGUGCCUCACAGAAACGCCGGUUACAUACUUGCGGUGGCUCAACCAACAGACACGUUGGAGUAAGUCGUAUUUCAGAGAAUGGCUAUAUAACUCCAUGUGGUUCCACAAGCAUCAUCUAUGGAUGACUUAUGAGGCUGUGAUCACAGGCUUCUUCCCAUUUUUUCUCAUUGCCACUGCUAUCAAGCUCUUCUACCAAGGAAGGCUGUGGAACAUUCUGUUAUUUCUACUCAUUGUGCAGGCAGUGGCCCUGAUCAAGUCGUCAUUCGCCAGCUGCCUCAGAGGUAACAUUGUCAUGGUGUUCAUGUCGUUCUACUCCGUACUGUACAUGUCAAGCCUGUUGCCAGCCAAAAUGUUUGCAAUAGCGACAAUCAACAAGUCUGGAUGGGGGACCUCUGGAAGGAAAACAGUAGUGGUGAACUUCAUUGGUCUGAUUCCUAUAUCAGUUUGGUUCACUAUCCUCUUCAUUGGGAUUAUUUACACAGUAAUCCUUCAGACUAAAAAACCUUUUCCUGAAUCAGAAAAGAUCAUUCUGGUCAUAGGGGCAGUUGUCUAUGCCAGUUACUGGGUCAUGCUGUUGACGUUGUAUACGGUCCUUAUAAAUAAGUGUGGUAAGAGGAAAAAGGAGACACACUAUGAUAUGGUGCUGGACGUAUGAUUUACAAUCAUUGUUUACCACUGAACUCUCUUACUGGGUUGUUCUCAUUCAGUGUUAUUGUUAUGCAAAUGUUUUUCAGAUGCAGAACAGCUCUGGAGGAAAAAUUGUUUGAUUUCAACCAAAAUGGGGAAGGAACCAGAAUUUAUUCAAACUUGAAUAGCAAAUGGCAGUGGCUGCUUUCUUUGAUCUGGCAUCCACGAUCUUUCAACAUCAGCCUGCUAGCUUAUUAGCUCACUUAAACUAGAGUAGCACUCAGAAGAGUGCAUACCUCCGCCAAGAUCAAACAAUCCAAGAUAUGUCUGAUUUUCUUUUUUUACAUCAAUAUGUAAACAUUAUUUCCUGGGAACUUACCAGCAUUUUCUAAAAAUGCCCAUUUUUGCAAUGUGAAGAAAAGCAAUUCCCAAAAAAUUCCUUGGUCCACCUUUGACUGGAGUUGCACCAACAUUGUAUGACUUCAUCCCUCCAGCAAGUUUGGUGGAAAUCUGUUCGAUACUUCUUGAGUAAUCCUUGCUGACAAUCAACUAACAGACACAAUGAAAACAUUAGUGUGGGUAAGUUCACCCUAAUAUGUUUAGCUAAAUAUCAGAUAGUAUAAGGCCAAAAAGCUAACCCUCAAAAUCUGUAACAAGAUUCCACAUAUAGCAGUUGGCAGCAAUAUAUUAUAUCCUGUGCAGGCCUAAUAUUAGCUACCUCUUACCGAUGUCAUUUUUACUGGGCUUAAGUCUAACUUUAGCCUAGCCAAAGAAACUAGAUGAUUGGCUCACCCAUUAAACCUAUUAGGGUUUAUCUUGGUCUUUGAGAAUAUUUUACCUCCAGAGCAUCAUUCUAUCGCUAAGAAAUGUUUUUACGAAUUGACUAGAGACCAAUUCACACUAUGUAUUACCCCUGACAAGUAACAAAAAAACUUUGCAUUCCUAACUGUUAAGGCUAUGGACCUCCCUAUCUAAUUACUGUAAUUGUAAUCUGGACUGUCAGUGUGGAUCCCAUUAAUACAGUAGGGGAGUGAUACAUUGGUGUACUUUUUUCAGUGUUUUUAGGAGCUACAGUAUAAAUUUACAAAGAUUAAAUAUAUGCAAAAAGGGCUUUAAAGUUGAGAGCUGCUGUCUUUCCUUUGUUGCACUCAUGUCAUAUGGAUAGGAGACAAACUUUGUCGAAGUCUUCACAUUUUGUAAAAGUGUACAGUACGUAGUACAUCUACACAUACAUUUUCAUAUCAGUUAAAUCCCUAAAUAAAUUCCAGCACAGUUAUAAGUAGUGUUUGUGAGUUACAUUACAGUACUUAAUUUGAUGUUUAAAACUAAUCAAAAUGCAUCAAUGAAUUUGGUGCAUGUAACUUGAAUGUGAAAAGGUGCAAGACCCUCAGAAAUUUCCAGUCGUGGUAAUAAAAGGCUGCAAAUCUAUUUUGUUGAAUGUGUGGAUACUUCCUGUCUUGUCUUUGGACAAUCAUUCUUUUUUUUGUUCCCAUAUGACGGGAAUGCAGAAUUCUUCUCAGCGUUUACAAAGUGAAGAAUCUCAAACUCAUCACCAGUUGUUAGAUAUAAUCACCAUAUAAGGUGACCAGGCAAACAUGUGACCAGAUGAGACGGUGUAAUAUUGCUGCUGUGACUGUUUAAUUCUUAUAGAAAUCAUGACUCUUUCUUUUUCUUUUUUGCAUUUUGCAAAAUUGUUUUGAUUGAUCUUUCUACCAAGAUGAAUGAACACCACCAAGUAGACAUGGUGGACAUGUUCCAAUCCAAAGAUUUUGCCUUACACAUGCUCUUGGUCUCUUCCUUCUUUCACAUACUGUAUUUGCUGCUUCCUUGCAGGGUGUUCAAUAACUUGCAAAGGAAGAAGUAAAUGUGAGAAGGAAACAUAAAUACCAAAUGAGGUUAAAGAACUACCUGAUAAUCGGAAUGUGAAUGGGGCCGCUCAAUGGAAGCAACCAUCCCUUUGGAAUUAAACAAGUCCAGUGUUUGCUGCAGAACAGGAGCAGACAUGAGUUUAAUUCUUAUGCACUUUUAUGUCUGUCCGGUCGUCCAGUGUGAUGCUUGACGUAAUCAAGAUGAAAUACCUCAGUGGUUCUCUUUGCAUUGCAUCAAGGCGUCGGGAUGCUGUCUAAAGACUGAUGCAUUCUGAAAGUGUCUGUAAUUUAUGAUCUGUUUGUGAUAUCGAAUAUAAAGGUGUCCCUUUUUCUACAUGCGUUUCCUAAUUAAGUCAAAGCUGGAUCUCUCUGCCUUGUCGGCCCUUUGCUGUAGCCGUUUAAUUAUUGAUACCUUGUAUUUCAAUGCGUUUUUACAUGCAUAUAUAUAUAUAUAUAUAUAUAUAUAUAUAUAUAUAUAUAUAUAUAUAUAUAUACACACACACAUUUUUAUUCUAUUUUUGCUUUGCUGCCAAAGAUUCUUUAUUUUCAGUUAUGUUUUUAUACGAAAAAAAAUUGAAAAAUGUAUUUGUUAAUUCUUUCAUCUGUUCUGACAAUGACUUGUUUAUCUGACCAAACAAUGUGAAAUUUUGAGCUGGGGGUUUUGUCUGCAAUAACAACAAUAAAAAUGCAAUUUGUAGGGAUAAGUUAUUGAUAUCGAGAGAUAUGAUGAACCUGUGUUUUUGUAAUUUGUACUUAGAUAGAAAAACAACAUAUUUAUGUAAGAACUAUGUGGUUUACAGGCUUCUGUACUUCUGUACUGAGAUUGUUAUCUGGUAUUCAUGUAAAACCCCUAAGGUUCCGUAUGUUUACGCUGCAAAAACAGAAAAUACAUGACUUUUAAUAUAUACAGCAUGAGAAACAUUUUUAGUUGCUAUAUUUUUUGCAGUGUUGAACCUAUAUGGAGUCGAGCCUCCGAUGUUGAAUUCUUGAUACAAUAAAUAAUAAAGCCAAAGCAGACUGAAAGCAUUCGUCCAAAAGCAUUUGCACAAAAUCUGCAAACUAUCUUUGUUUUAAAGUUGUGAAGUGCCUCACUAAACAAAAACAAAUGAAGAACUGGGAACAUUUUAUACAAUUUCAACGAGAGAUUCUGUAUCGUGGUUUUAAUGAAUGACAUCAAAGGUUUGAGGUGGUUUCCAACCCAAACUCGUAGUGGGCAGUGUUAUUAUCGUAAAGCACUUUUGUGUUAUGCCAAAUAAAAACAACUAUUGUUGUA